Oncorhynchus nerka (sockeye salmon) is the source of this 4312-nucleotide messenger RNA. RefSeq names its product HEAT repeat containing 6 (gene heatr6). NCBI's taxonomy places the organism in Eukaryota, Metazoa, Chordata, Actinopteri, Salmoniformes, Salmonidae. The record is from RefSeq and is a predicted model, not a curated record. Bases 52 to 3708 code for a protein of 1218 amino acids. The transcript has 20 exons.
GACCUCCAGCUAACCCCGGAUGUACCAUUGCCGCAGAGUUUUUCCUGAAAGAUGGCUGCCAGAGCAACGUUGUCACCAGGCUCUAGUCUUCCAAUGUCUUCCAGCCUAGCCGGUAUUAACGACGGUGUGUCAGUAACGCUAUCACCAGAUGCGGUCCCGUUCAGCCCGCUGGCUCCGGGGGACCGGGAGGAGAUGGGUUCCGUGGCGGGGCAGUUCUCCCACUACGCAUCCAAGCUCCGCUCACUGCGAGCCGGAGAUCCAGCCAGCCUGAAAACACAACUCAACCUGCUGUUCGACCAACUGAUAUCUGAAAACUACAGCCCGAACCACAACAUACGACCUGAGGAAGUAUGCGCACUGCUCAUCCACGUGACCCGCCUGGUUCCGCUCAGCCAGGAGCACUUGGUCGUCAAGCUAUGUCAGCUUACACACCACCUCCUCAACCAGCUACAGGUGAUAGUGGACGAGCAGACGCUGGAUGUGUGUGUGUGUUACGUGGUCCGUGCGCUGGCAGUGUGUAGCCUCUGGACUCACAGUGAGGUGCUGCAGGCGUUAUCUACUCUGAUCUAUGGAAACGGACCGCGCUGCAACCGGCAUCUGAUUGAGUUGCUAGGUGAUGGUGGAGUCCUGCGUCUCUAUAGCGACCCGUCUCAGCCAGACAUGGAGCUGCGCCGUGCUGCUCUCACCUGCAUGGCUAACCUCUGUCUGGGUGUUCCAGGCCAGGCGUUCCUUGAAGACCCGUACAGGAGUGUGUGUUUCAGAGUCUUUCUGCAGACGCUCCAGUCUCCCAAACCCCCGGACGCUGAAGAACUGCUCUACUGCACGGUGAUCCAGGGAGCUGUGAAGGGGCUCCAGUCCUCUCUGUGUGGAGGGAAGUGGAGGUUUGGAGGACAGGAGGAACUGGGAGCUCUAUUGGCAGUUCUCAAGAGGCUCAUGUUCCAAGGUUGUCCAGGAGUGUGUGUGGAGUGGCCGUCGGUGCUGUACCCCACUCCCCUGCCUCAGUACGAAACCUGCAGUGCCCCCAAACCUCCCGAACCUCCACAGAACCCCCCCACCCAGACCUCAGGGAAUAAGAAGAAGAAGUCUCGAGGACGGGGGAGGAAAGGAGGAGGGGAGGAUGAGGAGAGAGAGGCAGAACCCAGGCUCCAGAGAGGAGGAAGAGGAGGGGAGGCCUGGUCUAAGACCUCGGUACUUCCUUCUCCAGGCGUUCCGUCUCUCUAUCCGUUAUGGAAGAGGAGCAGUUCUGAUUCAGAGUUCUCUGAUCCUGAGGGAGCAGCUCACAGUAAACUGAGGUUGUUCCAUGGCAGGGUGCGGCAGGGUGUGUUGCUGUGUCUCCUAGCCGUGGUGAAGGCAGUUGAAAAGAGGACGCUGUAUGGCUAUUGGUCGUCGUUCAUACCGGAUGCUCCCAUUGGUGGACCUCCUCCUCUCACACUGCUCACUGUAGUACUGAAGGACCCCUCACCCAAGGUGCGUGCGUGUGCACUCCAGGUGGUGUCUGCAUUGCUAGAUGGUUCCCGUCAGUUCCUGGGCGUGGCUGAAGACUUGGCUCCAGCCAGAACCUCGUACACUCCAUUCUCCUUCUCCCUCGCCACCGCCGUCCGCGAGCUUCACCGCUCGCUCUCCCUCGCUCUGCUGGCCGAGGCCUCUGCUCACACGCUCACUCAGAUCAUCAAGUGCCUGGCUCACCUGGUGUGUAAUGCUCCCUAUAACCGCCUGAGACCCGGCCUGCUCAGCCCGCUGUGGAGACAGAUACAACCCUACCUCCGACACAGAGACGUGAACGUGCGGGUGUCUGUUCUGACACUGUAUGGAGCGUUGGUGUCGACCCAAGCCCCUCUUUCUGAGGUACAGCUACUCCUUACACACACCUCGCAGGAGACGGGGCUGAGCUGGAGGCAGAGGGAGGGCUUUUCCUCACCUCACACUCCACCCUCCCACAAAUACCACAACUCACACACACCUCGGGGCUCACAUACUCCAGGAGAGGAGGAGCCAGGCGUGCCCUGGCUGCUGCAGCUGUGUGUGUCGCUUGUCACUCAACCCAAAGACGACCAAUCAGACAGCGAGGGUCCAGGAGGAGGAGGGGCUACAGCUCUAGAGCCCUCCCCAGUCCGCCUGGAGGCCUUACAGGUGCUAGCCCACCUGGUGCGUGGUUACUUCCCUCUGUGCCAGGCGUGUCUCUGUGAGCUGGGGCAGGUGAGCGCACGUUGCCUCCGAGAGACAGACCCCUCCAUUCAACUACACGGAGCCAAGUUACUAGAGGAGUUGGGGACAGGUAUCAUCCAACAGUACAGACCAGACAACAGCCAGUCAGAGAGCUGCAGGGUCCCCAUCUCACAGGUGGUCCAGUUCUGGGUGGAUGUAUUGAGUGGUCCGCUGAACGGAGCUCUUCAGAGUCAUCAGCAUCCUACUCUACAGACCAGCGCCUGUGACACCCUCUCCUCUAUCCUACCACAGGCCUUCACACAGCUACCUGAGAAGAGCCAGGUUCUCUGUGUAACAGUAUUGUUGGGGCUGACCUACAGUGAUAACUCUCUGGUGAAGGCUGCUGCAGUCAGAGCUCUGGGAGUCUACAUUCUGUUCCCCUGUCUACGAGAGGAUGUGAUGUUUGUAGCAGACACGGCCAACGCCAUCCUGACAGCCCUGGACGACCGCUCACCCAAUGUCCGCUCCAAGGCUGCCUGGUCGCUAGGCAACCUCACCGACACACUCAUCGUCAACAUGGGAUGUGUUGGGGAGAUUUUCCAGGAGGAGUUGUCUGAUAUGCUGGUGCUCCAGAUGCUUCAGUCAGCCACCAAGGCUGCUUUUGACAAGGACAGGGUUAAGAGUAAUGCGGUGCGUGCGUUGGGGAACCUGCUCCACUUCCUGUCUGUCAGUCAGCUGACCCGGCCAGGGUUCCAGCGCCCCCUGGAGGAGGCGGUCAGCGCACUGGUCACCACAGUCCAAUCAGAAGCCACGAUGAAGGUCCGCUGGAAUGCCUGCUACGCCCUGGGCAACGCCUUCAGGAACCCUGCCCUGCCACUCGAUUCUGCUUCCUGGUCCGGCGAUGCAUUUUCCGCCCUCUGCUGUGUUGUCACUUCCUGUCAGAACUUCAAGGUGCGCAUCAAGUCUGCCGCUGCCCUCUCCGUCCCCGCCUGCCGUCAUUGCUACGGUGAUGCGGAGCGGUUCGGGGAUGUUUGGCGCUCACUGGCCGCGGCGUUGGAACACAGCGAGGAGACGCAGGACUUCCUGGAGUACCGCUACUGUUCCUCUCUCCGACACACACUCACACACACCCUCACACACCUGCUACGACUCAGCCAAUCACAGGACAUGCCCGCCCUGGGGAUGUCGCUCGUCAUGGAGGAGGGGAGGGGCUUCAAGGAACACCUGAUAAAAUACCUGAGAGGGGAGGGGGGGACGGACGGAGGGAGAAGAGGAGGAGGAGGAGGGACGGACGGCGGGAGAGGAGGAGGGACGGAGGGAGUGGGAGGGACGGAAGGAGGGAGAGGAGAAACGGAGGGGGAGAGAGAGCGAAAGGGGGAGGAGAGAGUGAGGACUCUGGGAGAGACGCUGGAGAGACUGAGGAGUCUUUGUGUAGAUGGGAGGGAAGAGGGUGAUGAAGGGAGGGAUAGAGGAGAAGAAGAGAGGAGUGCGUUGGUGGUGGUUGCAUUUCUGGAGGACGUUCUGAGGAGUUGUGAGGAGCUGAAGGUCUCCCACUCAGAUUGACCUCUAACCCCACACUGUAGCCCAACUCUUGUUUCUCUCCUCAUUCCCCUUCAUGGAUUUAAGAGCAGGAUUUGCAUGAUGGACAAGAGGGGGAGUUUCCACCAUAUUCCUCACAACAGUCCAUUUUAAUGAACGAGUGCAUAAUUAAAGAAGGAAGAGGGGGAACAGAAUGGGACUGGUUCAGGAGAGCAGGACAGAGAGAUUACCUGUUUCUGGGUUCAGGUGUGGAAGUGUCAACUGUGGAACGGUAAACUGUCACCUGUCCCAGUUUUUUUUAUUUUAUUCAGCUUACAAAGUAAUAAAUCAAUUAUUAAUGAUGUUAAAGCAGAUGGCCUUCUACCGCUAAUACUGUUCUUAUUAGUACUACUGCUGUUAUUAUAGUACUAUAAGGGAUAACACUGCUAUUAUAGAAUUACAGUACUGUUAUUACUGUUAUAUUACAAUACUUUUGCUGUAUAAGUUGAUUAUAUUACAUUACUUUUGGUGUAGAAGUUGAUUACAGAACUGUUAUUAGUUAUAUGAUUACAGUACUAGCACAUUAUUGUCAUUUGUGCUGUGUGUUUAUCAUUAAACCGGACCAGCGGGCGCUAGCCUCUAUUCCUGA